Linum trigynum is the source of this 6245-nucleotide messenger RNA. The record is from the annotation of a GenBank genome assembly. NCBI's taxonomy places the organism in Eukaryota, Viridiplantae, Streptophyta, Magnoliopsida, Malpighiales, Linaceae.
CCUUUGAAGUGCAACCCGUAAUUCUCGGAUUCUAUAUAUUUUUUAAUUUUUAAUGGGCUGCAAUUGGUAGCGGUGGUUAUAUGUUUUACCGGCCUUUUUUUCACCCGUUCCUCCAAUAAAUAAACCCGUCUUUCUUCCCCCGAUUCUGCCUCAUUUUCUGACCGCCAACACCAUUAACGUACACAGGGGCUCCUUCUCCCCAGUCCGCAAUAAGUCAUGGCCGUCCUGGCGUCCUCCGCUUUGAGUCCGAGAAACCUGAAACUAUAACCCUUUGCUAACACACAGUCAAUCACCGUUACGCAGAGUACGUCGGGAACUUGACUCCCAAAUCAAACUACCGGAUCGUCUCCAGUCCAUCAACCCCCUUUUCCCUUCACAAAUAUCAAUGGCGACGUAGGCAAGGCAAGUACUUCUUUAUUUAUUCCAGUUAAUCCUUCCUUAUGCCGUUUGUUAGUGGGUCCAGACUACUAAUUGUGAUUGUAAACAUGGAGCCCACUGACAUUGUUAAUAGUUUAAUACGACUAAUAGGUCUAAGUUUGUUUUGAGUUCUUUGUCAAAAUUCCAACUUACAAGUUAAUUGUCAUCAAAAUCACCCUGGUCACAGUGGCCCUCAAUCAAACAAUUGUACGAACGAGCAUUUGGAGAAUGACUAAGCAUUGCCAUGUCAUUGCAAAAUUCGAUUGGUGAUACCAACAUAAAUGCAGAGGAUUGCGUAUAAAAAUAUGUAACAUUAGGGUUGCAAAAUUUUCAUGUACCACAAAAGCAAAUAUGUUCAUCAAUAAUGAAAACAUGAUGUAGGCAUCACCCGAUUGAACAACCUUCCAACUCAUUAGAACAACCAUAAAAUUCAGAGUCAAACACCACAACUUCAAUGUAUAUAUCGAAGAAUUUCCAACAUCUACACUAUCAUUAAACUCAUGGAAUUUGAUCUAAAAAAAACUAUGGAGGAGAUGACAACAACACAAACAAGGUAAUCUCUCAAACUUUUUACUUUUAGCCCCAUUUGAAAAUUAUAUUUAGACACUUUAUGUAAAGAAAUUACAUGGUUAAGUUCAUGAGUUUCUAAAUAGUGACUUCAACUCUAAAUAGUUAUGUUUUUUCCUCAUGGUUUCUUAAUGAAAGAAGACUACAAUUAAACGAAUGGGAUAGUUCACACUUGGUCGGCUCAAAUAUAAAUGCUUCUUGAUCGCGAUUAGCAAUGCUGUGCAGUAGGGAUUAUGAUUCAUAUAAAGACAUCAAACACUGCGGUUUGGGCAACACAUAUUUUUACACGUGUUUAUCACAUUAACUUCAUCACUUGAAUGCAUGAUUUUGCUAUUGAAUAUGAAAGGGAAGUUGAGCCGAACCACAUGAUAACAUCAACAAGAUAAGAUCUCAUGCCAAUUGAUACGCCCCUGGGGGUGUAUUUUUAUCAAAGUAACGCAGCAAACAAUCAAUCCAAAGAUUGAUUGAACUCGAAUCAAGAACGAAGCGCUCUUAAUACGAAAUUGGGAUAAAACGGAACCAACGGACAAUUCCACACCUGGGGAAUGCUCGUAUGGUAUAAAAGGAUAGCUGCUCGACCACGAUUGAAGAGGAUAUUCAAUCGAUACAAAGCUCACAAGCUUGGAAUCCACCAAACUCAAACAAGUCGCAACUUGCACAAAACCAAAGGUUUGUUUUUCGAUUAAUCAAAGUCUGAAUUUUACAACGAAAUAGAACGCUAUUUAAAGGCAAAUAUAACUAGGAAACAGUUAAGGUAAAAUUCUACACUAAAAAGGACACAAAAUUCGGGUUUAAACUCCCUUUCUUCAAGCGCAAGUAAGCUGCCAGCAACAGUCCAAAAGCAGCUUUCGUACUAACUUCGCGCCUUUCGUUCGAGGCCUUCCCGAACUCCAAUUCUUCAACCAAUUCCUUCCCUCUGUUCACAAACAUACCUAGUUUCACGUUGUGGAAGCCUUUGGACUUGAAUAAGAUCCAUACUCCUCGAAUUAAGCUCCAAAGUAGGCUUCACAAAACAGUUUCCUGCCUUAGUCAUUUUCUGGCAGUUUUCCAGUUUUAAGGUAGCAACUUUGAGGACUUGGAAAACAACCUUAAUGACAUCUUCUGGACCCAUAAAGCAUACCAUUGGAAAGAUGGUAACUUUAUCUGCAAAACAAACCCUUAACAUUGAAUUUCCAAUAAGCCAAUUGAGAGAACCAUGCCUCCAAAGUAUGUACCCUGAACACGGAUUUUGACUUAGCCAAAUUCUGCCCUUCUUCUUCCCAACUUCGAUAGCUUCUUUGUCAAGUAAUAAAAACGUGUAGAGUUGGCCAUUUAGGAUCAUAUCACCAAUCUCUUCGCAAUGAUGUUAAUUCAAUACCAUUACCUAUAUUGAAGAGUGGCAAACAUACUAUUUGGGACCUCUUAGAUUUCGAUUGAUAAGAUCCACAACACUGUACAACCUUCAUCCAUGAAACAACUGUAUCAUGGUCAUGGAUCAUCUUCCAUGUUUCUAAUAUGGUUAUCAAUUGUCCCUCUUUUCGCUAUAUUUUCUUAUUUAUGUCCUUGAUGCUCUAAGAUAUAUUAAUUACUUUUAUGUUGUUUCACAUUGAUGAUAUUUUUCUUUCAACAUUAAUAUACCUAAUAUACUAAAAUUUUGGAUGACAAAACCAAUGCAAAUAAGGGGUUGGUCAUAGAUAUAUGAGACACAUGAACGAAUGACUAAAUCACACAGAGCCAAAAGUGAAAUGAAAAGGAGAAAAUGAAAAUAACGCGGCCAUGGCCGGGCUCAAAGCUAGUUUAUUAUAGCAAUGGUUUGUUGCAGGGGUUCUAAAACCCUUGCUAGAGCCAAACUAAACAUAAUCGCAUUCUCUUUCCUUUCCGAACAUUGCUUUUGGAAAUGCCUCUUCACUAUUUCCGAUUUUGGUUCUUCUUCUUUUCUGUCCCUGUUCGUUGAGAGAUUCCGUUGGAGCCAAAAAGAUUGAAAAUCACUGUGGAGCGAGAGAUACAGCUCGGAGUAUCACGAUAGAGCGGGAGAGAUUGGGGAAUAAUAAGACACUUCACUAGGAUCUUCUUCUUUUCUUUCCGGCUUCGGUAUCAUCCAAAAAACAACGAACGCGAUUCCGAUCUCCCUCCUCGCUCGCUCCGCUUGAAAGGCGACUCCAUUCUCCUCACUCGAUCCGGCUGAAGAGGCGAUUCUAUGGUAUUCCUCGCUUACUCGGGCUAAGAGGUAAUACUCUGAUUUCUUUUUCUUGCUCGCUCUCCCCUUCCCUCUCUCGCGCGAGUGAGCUCCGAUUAGGUUUCUUAGGGUUUGUUGUGCGGUUGCAGUAGUGAGUACAUUUAGAACAUGUGAUUCAGUUUUGUGUCAUGAUUUUAAUGUCUUAUCUUCUCGGUAGCCUUUUAGAUGUGUUAGAUUUCUAUAUCGUACGUAUUGAUUUACAUCUCAUCAAUACAAUAUAUGGUCGCUAUCAUUUCACUAAUACCUUGUGAAACCAAAAUCAGUUUAGCAGCCCUACCCACAGGAGGGGAAACAAACCGCUAAAAGCCCCAAUUCCGUCCAGCGCGGAGACAGGUAGUGGGGAAUUGGGAAUCAACCUUAAUCUCGUCGUCCACCGUCGCCGGCCUGGUUGUACCCAUUAUCCUGCCACUCAAGCUUUGAAGAUCUGCAACUCCAUUGAAGCGACACUAUACGCUAUUAUACUCCUCCCAAUCCCGCAAUCCCAAUUGAAUUCGGAUCCCACCCUACCCAUCGCCCGAACUAGUUUUGGCGAUCGCACGGUCGUCGGAGCUCUGCCGAAACAAUGGGGCUUCUCAGCAUCAUCAGAAAGAUCAAGCGGAAAGAGAAGGAAAUGCGUAUUCUCAUGGUUGGCCUGGACAACUCCGGGAAGACGACGAUUGUCCUGAAGAUUAAUGGAGAAGACACCAGCGGCAUCAGUCCUACCCUAGGCUUCAACAUCAAGACCAUCACUUACCACAAGUAUAUGUUGAAUAUAUGGGAUGUUGGUGGGCAGAAAACGAUAAGGUCGUAUUGGAGGAACUACUUCGAGCAAACUGAUGGCCUGGUUUGGGUUGUGGAUAGUUCAGAUCUUAGAAGGCUAGGUGAUUGCAAAAUGGAACUUGAUAAUCUGUUGAAGGAAGAGAGGCUAUCUGGAGCUUCUUUGCUGAUAUUUGCUAACAAGCAAGAUAUCAAUGGGGCUCUUACACCCGAUGAAAUCGCCAAGGUACUGAACUUGGAUAACAUGGACAGAACCAGGCAUUGGAAGAUUAUCGGUUGUAGCGCCUAUACGGGUGAAGGGCUGCUUGAGGGAUUCGACUGGCUAGUUCAAGAUAUCGCCUCCAGAAUCUAUGUGCUUGACUAAAUCAUACGAAGAUGUGGACCUUUUGUUCUUGGUUUCCUUUUGUAUUUGUGAGGAUUUUGGAUCUUAGGAAGUGAGUGUUUUGAUCUUAGUCUCGUAGCCUGAACUUAAGCGCUCGCAGGCUUGGUUUUUGAACUUACUGGACCUUGAGAUGCAACUCCUAACUUUGUACUGCUUAGUGCUAAAAUGAGGUAAAAUCAUGUACUUCAUUCACAUUCCACAUUAUAGGGCCCGCUUUAUUUCAGAGAGCUACACAUCUGAAGCCAAGUUCAAGUUCAACGGAUUUAAUUACAGAAUCCACUACGAGCUGCGUCCUCCUGCAAAUCGCAGGCCGCUUCCCAUCAGGCCAAGACCCGCCUUAAUCUCCUGAACAAGCCUGGCAAAUUCCUCAACCAUCAAAACCUCCUGUUUAUGUGUGUGAAUCUGCAGAGAGGCACAGAUUAGGCCUUGUCGAAAAUGGCAACAUCGAUAAUUAUAUAUGUCUUCCAUUCCAUUCGGUAUUCUCAAUGCUGUCAAUAUGUUUUUCAAACAAGGGAGGGAGCAAAAGUGAAGCUUUAGCUUUACUUCUCUUAAUCUUUCCGACGAAUUUGGGAAUUCGGAUGGGAGAUGAGCUCCUUCAUCUUGGCCGUUGGGUGGUGGUGUCCAUGAACUAAACUCUGUUCCUUUCACAAGUUUCCAAAGCCUAGUCCAAUUCCUCCAAAUCAACGGCGCCAGGCUUCUCCGAGACAACCACCCGCUCCGGCAAGUGCUGCCCCACGGCACUGGCACGUAGACCAUAUUAUCCACAGCCAGAUCGUCGACCACUUCUUCAUGGCUGCUGCGUAUCCUGACCGCCUCCGGUAACUCGUUUGCCACAGCAAUCUGCUUGGUUUCUUCAGGGGGAAGCACUGGAAAUGGCGUAAAGAUUGGUGGCAGGGGAUAACAGUAUGGCUCUGAUUACUCUUCGCUAGCCUGGUGCAUCCAAUUAUCCCAAAUCGCACUACACAAUCUGCUGCCAUUUUUUCUCCCAUUUUCUUACUAUUCACUUUCUCCUGUAUGUCUUAAGAUUCUGGGUUGUGAGUUGUUGAAUGAUGGAAAUGUUACCAAAAGCCGGAAGAGAGAGGAGGGGAACGAGCUGAUGAUGAGUUGGCGGUUUUUGGAACCCAAAUGGGGUAAGUUUUGAUAAGAUUGUUGAAGGAGAGUUUGCUAUUUAACUGCAGAGCAACUGAGUUAACAUACGCAAAAAAAAAAAAACUCCAUCUUAGAAACAGAGGAUAACUGCUACAAGUUGGAGGAAGAAAAGCAGAGAUUUCGUAGGCAUUAUACAGACUUAAGCAUAUGUCUGUCUACAUUUGGAGAUGUCAAAUAAAUAUAAACUGAGUUAUUAGGCCUUCAGAGGCUGCAAGACUUCAUCAAUGAAUUGCUGGGUAAGAGCGGUUAGAAGCCCCAUGACAGUAUCGCUAUUCCCGAUUUGCAAGGCAAAAGCCAUUCAAGUUUCAUUAACAAGAAUCACAAGGGCAGAUUCUGGUAAUGCAAAUAAGGUUCUUUGUAAACCACUAGAAAGCCGAAAGGGGAAGGAGAAAGGCGAACCACUGCUUCAACGAAGGGCACUGUUAAUGGAUGUUCCAGCAUUAGACCUCUGGCCACUUUGAAAGUUAUUCCUUCCUCAAUCUUCAAAACAUCAUGACUUGGUCAAUGAUUGAGCUCAAUAGGGAACAAGUAGAUCGGGCGAAAGAAAUGAUUUCAUGGCAGAAAUGUUUACCAAGCUAUCAAUGAUUUCGUCGGGUAUCUCAUGGAAAUAUACCUCUGCUAUCAAUGUUUACCAAGCUAUCAAUGAUUGAGCUCAAUAGGGAACAAGGACAGAUCCUACAACUGCAGCAUGGCUACCAGAAUAGCCUGCAAGCAACAGCUGUUAGGAAACUCAAUCCCAAAUGAAUAUCAGAGAUGGGU